CGGCUGCGCGCGCCGCGAGGUGUCGCAUCUGGCGGAGGUCUGACGGAGCUGGCUGGGAGCUUGCAGGGUGUUCGCUGCUGCCGCCGCUGCCUUCCCUUCCGCUUCCCCGUCCUCUUCUCCCGGGUCCUGGGAGCCCCUGCCCGGGGGACCUCGUGCCCACUCCAAUCUGGACACCGGGAAGCGAAGCAUAGACAGGGCCUUGGGAGUCACGUUUACAAAUGAAUCAGCUGUUAGAACAAAUGUCAAAGUUAUAUUUGCCAUUUCCCGGCCUAGAUGUGGCUCCCCUGCCUUGUUCCUGGAAUCUGCCUGAGGUGCCGCUGCUGAACUUGUCACCUAGGCAGAGACGUGGUUGGUGACAGCAUGACAAGUGAGGUGAUAGAAGACGAGAAGGAAUUCUAUUCAAAGGCCAAGACGUACUGGAAGGAAGUCCCAGCCACAGUGGAUGGCAUGCUCGGGGGGUAUGGCCACAUCUCCAACAUCGACGUCAGCAGCUCCCGGAAGUUCCUGCAGAGGUUUCUGAGGGACGGCCCGAACAAGACGGGAACCUCCUGUGCCCUGGACUGCGGAGCUGGCAUUGGGAGGAUCACCAAGCGACUGCUCUUGCCACUCUUCAGAGUGGUGGACAUGGUGGAUGUGACAGAGGAUUUUCUGGUUAAAGCUAAGACCUACCUGGGCGAGGAAGGCAAGAGGGUGAGGAACUACUUCUGCUGUGGUCUGCAGGACUUCAGCCCAGACCCAAACUCAUACGACGUUAUCUGGAUCCAGUGGGUGAUAGGCCACCUGACUGAUCAGCACCUGGCCGAGUUCCUACGGCGCUGCAAGCAGGGCCUGCGCCCCAAUGGCAUCAUCGUCAUCAAAGACAAUAUGGCCCAGGAGGGCGUGAUCCUGGAUGACGUGGACAGCAGUGUGUGCCGGGACCUCGAGGUGGUCCACAGGAUCAUCCACAACGCAGGCCUGAGCCUCCUGGCCCAGGAGCGGCAGGAGAACCUCCCUGACGAGAUCUACCAUGUCUACAGCUUAGCCCUGAGAUGAAAGGGGCUGGCGGGAGGAAGAGAGACCAGUGUGCGGUGGGGUGGCUGGCAGCUGGGUGAGAUCGAGGCUCCACGUCAGAGGUUCGGGAUUGUUGAACACCACCACUAAAUACACCUGUCUGCCACCCACUCACUAUAUAGACUCGCUUUGAAAACAGCAUAUGGGACUCAGUGGGGAGGGGUGAGCCCGCUCUGCUGCCCUGAGGCAGGGUCCAGGCAGUACAGGCCUGUGUGCCCCAGGGCCCUGGUGCACCCUCUCUGGGGAUUUCCCGGAUCUUCAUUACCACCUGGCCUUCCAGCAGGCCUGGCCGCCUUAAGAGGAAGAGAGUAACUCUUCCCUUGGAUGUGAGGACUUUCCCUCCAGGGAGGAGCUAGGCUGGUGGAACGGGUGGCUGGCCGCACCCUCCUGGCUGCGGAGCCCAUUCAGCACCUACGGUGUGGUGCAGCUGGUGGGGAUGUCCGCAUGCCAAGUCCUGUCCGGGGAUGGGGCCCUGGAGUCUCUGAUGUGAUCGUCCAGCGGCCUGCAGCGAGGGGAGAGUCUGCAGCCUCCCUCCGGGCCAUGCCUUGUGGCUCCUUGGCAGGCACCUUCCGUCAGAAAUAAAAGGGUGAAUUCCUA
This is a messenger RNA of Manis javanica (Malayan pangolin), 1647 nucleotides long. It is a transcript of the gene NTMT1, whose product is annotated as N-terminal Xaa-Pro-Lys N-methyltransferase 1. Lineage: Eukaryota; Metazoa; Chordata; Mammalia; Pholidota; Manidae. Gene Ontology annotation, cellular component: cytoplasm. Gene Ontology annotation, molecular function: N-terminal protein N-methyltransferase activity. The record is from RefSeq and is a predicted model, not a curated record.